CCGGCGGAGCGGAGCGGAGCGGGGCGGCGGGAGCGCGGCCGGCGGGUCUAUGGGGAAGGCGGCCGCGCUCUGCGGUGGCGGCAACAGCACCCGCGGGCUGGUCUCUCUCCUCAGCGCCGUCCCCUGCUUGGCCUGCCAGGAGCUGCCGGCCAUGAGCGCGGAGCCGGGGGGCCGGGGCGGCGGCGGGGGACCGGCGGGGGGGCCGCCCGCCGCCCCGGGCUCCGACACCUACAAGGGCUGGCUCUUCAAGUGGACCAACUACCUGAAGGGCUACCAGCGCCGCUGGUUCGUGCUCAGCAACGGGCUGCUCAGCUACUACAGGACACAAGCGGAAAUGGCCCACACGUGUCGCGGGACCAUCAACCUGUCCACGGCUCAUAUCGAUACGGAGGAUUCUUGUAACAUUGUGCUUUCCAACGGGGGAAGGACGUACCACUUAAAGGCUAACUCAGAAGUGGAGAGGCAGCGCUGGGUCACGGCCCUGGAGCUGGCCAAAGCAAAAGCCAUCCGCAUGAGGAACAACCAGUCAGAUGACUCGGGCGACGAGGAGCCCGCCUCGCAGUCAGACAAGAGCGAGCUGCACGGCACGUUGAAAACCCUCUCGAGUAAGCUGGAGGACCUGAGCACUUGCAAUGACCUGAUCGCGAAGCACGGCGCGGCCCUGCAGCGCUCGCUCAGCGAGCUGGAGAACCUGAAGCUGCCGGCCGAGAGCGGCGAGAAGAUCAAGGCGGUGAACGAGCGAGCCACGCUCUUCCGCAUCACCUCCAAUGCUAUGAUCAACGCCUGCCGCGAUUUCCUGGACUUGGCCGAAACUCACAGUCGGAAAUGGCAACGGGCGCUGCAGUAUGAGCGGGAGCAGAGGAUCCGGCUGGAGGAGACCAUCGAGCAGCUAGCCAAGCAGCACAACAGCUUGGAGCGAGCCUGCCGCGGAGCCCCCGGCCUGCCCGCCAGCAGCACCGGCGUCACCAGCACCGCCAAGGCUGGAUUUCCCAGCAGACAGGGCGGUGCUGGAGCAGCAGCCGCGUUAGACGCGGUUGGGUGUGCGAGUUACGCGCGUCUGUCCGGCUCAGGCAGCCUGGUGGCAUUUUUGGAGGUGCUCCCCAGCGCGGCGGGGAGCGUGCAGUCUGCGAAAGGAGAGGCCAGUGAUGAAGAUGAAGAGACAGAGUAUUUUGAUGCCAUGGAGGAUGCACCAGCUUUUAUCACUGUAACUGCAGAUCCCAAGCACCACAGGCGUUCGGGCAGUAACCUGAGUGGGGCCAGCGAGGGCCACCCUGAGGACUGGAACCUGGAGGACAGUGUUUUUGAAAGCUCAAAUCAAAGCAGCUACAAUGAGUCCACUUGCAAAGAUCUCCUGCCGAAGAAAAGGAGACGGACUCGCAUCCCUGACAAACCCAACUACAGCCUUAACCUCUGGAGCAUCAUGAAAAACUGCAUCGGCAAAGAGCUGUCCAAGAUCCCCAUGCCUGUAAACUUCAACGAGCCGCUCUCCAUGCUGCAGAGGCUGACGGAGGACCUGGAGUACCACGAGCUGCUGGAUAAAGCGGUCAAGUGCGAGAGCUCCACGGAGCAGAUGUGCUUCGUCGCUGCGUUUUCAGUGUCUUCCUACUCGACAACUGUCCACCGCACCGCAAAGCCAUUCAACCCGCUGCUGGGGGAAACCUAUGAGCUCGACCGGCUGGAGGAGUUGGGUUUCCGUUCCCUGUGCGAGCAGGUGAGCCACCACCCCCCGGCAGCUGCCCAUCACGUCUACUCCAAGCGAGGGUGGACUUUGUGGCAGGAAAUCACGAUCGCCAGCAAGUUCAGGGGCAAAUACCUCUCCAUCAUGCCACUGGGCGCCAUCCACCUCGAGUUUCACUCCAGCGGGAAUCACUAUGUCUGGAGAAAAGUCACCUCCACUGUUCACAACAUCAUCGUGGGCAAGCUCUGGAUUGACCAGUCUGGUGAAAUAGAGAUUGUUAACCAUAAGUCAAAAGAUAAAUGCCAGCUGAAAUUUACCCCCUACAGCUACUUCUCCAGAGACGUCCCCCGAAAGGUGACAGGGGUGGUGAGCGACGCCGAUGGUAAAGCCCACUACGUGAUGUCCGGCACGUGGGACGAGAAGAUGGAGUGCUCCAAGAUAGUGCAGAGCAGCCACGGCAGCACCAGCACGGAGGGCAAGCAGAAAACCGUCUACCAGACGCUGUCCCCAAAGGUCUUGUGGAAGAAGUACCCGCUCCCGGAGAACGCCGAGAACAUGUAUUUCUUCUCGGACCUGGCGCUCACCCUGAACGAGCCCGAGGAGCGAGUGGCCCCCACGGACAGCCGGCUGAGGCCCGACCAGCGGCUGAUGGAGAGCGGCCGCUGGGACGAGGCCAACGUGGAGAAGCAGCGGUUGGAGGAGAAGCAGCGAGCCGUGCGCCGGAGGCGGGAGGCCGAGGCCGUGGAAGCCCUGGAGGAAGGCAAGGACUACGAGGGUUACAUCCCGCUGUGGUUUGAGCGCAAGGUGGAUGCCGUGACGGGGGAGCUGAUCUGUGUCUACAAGGGCGGCUACUGGGAGGCCAAGGACAAGCAGGACUGGAGCGCGUGCCCCGACAUCUUCUGAGCCGCCCCGCUCGCCUCGAGUCACCAGGACAGACAGAGGGACAGCGAGGACAUGCUGGCAGCGUCCCGCCGGCAGUUAGCAGUGCAAAUACACACGCAGAGUCAAUACAUGCAGAAAUUUGAAAAGCAAAUCUAAACAGGGAUUCCAAACCUAUUUUUUUACGCACUAAUAAAUAGCAUCUUUUUUUUUUUUCUUUUUUUUUUUUUUUUUUUUUAUGAUGGCUUUUUCAGCGACCGAUUAGGAACAAGGACACGUGAAUCUGGUUUGUUUUUAGCCUAGCAUAUUUAUUGCUAUCAGGAGUUGCUGCCUAUAUCUUUCAGCGCCUCGGCUUUAUCAGCUGAGACGUCGACUUCCAAAGACGCUCGCAUUGUGGGGAUGCUGUGCAUUUGUGUGAGCUCUUUUCUUUGACAUUACUUUUUUUUUUUUUUUUUUGUCCCCGUUUGUGUGUGGACUUUACGGAAUUAUUUUUUUAAAAAAAAAAAAAAAAAAAAAUCUGCUCCUGGUUCAGGUUCCUUCAAAGACAGACACAAACAACCUUGGGUCCUGCUCAGAAAACUGCCUCCAGGGGCUGUGGCGCUCGAUCCUGGAGGCUCUUGGUGGUUCCCGCAGUGCCCAGUCAUCCCACUAACACCAAUUAGGAUAUUUCAGCUGGUGGCUUUUUUUUUUUUUUCCCCCUUUUUCUUUUUUUUUUUUUUUUUGAAGAGGUGUUUGAGCAGAUUCCCUGCAGUCUGCCGUGUUUAGUCGAGGCUUAGGAUUGUCUUUCACAUGAUCCUUUGUGAGGGUGAUUUGAGUGAGGUUUGGUUUGGCUUUCCUGCAACCACAUCUGAAGGGGGGAAACGGCCUCGCUGAUGUCGGGAACGCCCGGGGCGGGCACCGAGUGAAGAGGUUUAUAGACCAGCGAUGCUCCGGGCUCCGCGUACCGGCUCUCCCCGGCUCCGUGUCGCUCAGCGCGGGGGCUGGCAGGAGCCGGGACGUGCUGCUGGGUUUGCAGGCGGCUUCUCCCUGCUGAGCUCUGCCUGAGGCCGGGCGGGAGGGGAGGGAAGGAGCUUUUCCCAUCCCCGUGUCUUCCCCACGAAGCCAGACAGGUUUGGGCUCCAGCCCCCUGGCACGGGGGUCCCGGAGGGCACCCGGUGCCCAGCUCCGUUCCUUCUCCUCCCUCGUGGCUGGUCUCUCCCGGGAGCAGUUUCAGGCGUCACUGAAGCAGGCUGAGCACGGGGCUGGGGGAACCCCGCGUCCCCCGCUCACCCCCGCUGCGUGCCAUCACCUCGCUGCGGCCCUGGACCCGCCGGGAGAAGCGGAGUGAGCCCUGCUGCUGAUGGGUGAGGAGCAGGAGCUUGGCACUGGCCACGCAGGCGGGACCCGCCGGUCCCCAGCGCCGCCGGGGAGGAUGGGGGGGGUGGCAGGACCCCGAAGAUGGGCCGGAGAGCAUCAGGGAGACCCGGACACCCGCGUUCGCCCCAGCGGAUCUCAUUUUUGAUGUCGUCUUCUCCGGGUGUUCAUCAUCUCACACUGACUGCUGCCUCGCGGGGGUCAGAGGCCACCCCUAGCCAGACUGUCACAUCCACAUUGGAAGAUAUUUAGCAAUAAUGAACUUUGAGGCAAUGGUAACUGGAGUACCCAGGCUGCACAUGGGACACUUAUGCAAUCAGGUUCCUCAACCAUCAGUCUCCUCCUCCUGAUCAGCUUCUCUUCCAGCACCUCCAUACCUGUUAAUGACAGCAAACCUACGUGUACAGUAUAUAUAGACCUUGUGCAGCGUAACAGUAGUGAGUGGCUAUUGGAGUGGCAACCACCCAACUGAUUUCAUUGUACCCUUUAAUCUUAUUUAUUUGCUUCUAAUUUAUAUAUAUAAAUAUAUAUAAAAUUAUUUUGCUUAAAUUUCUAUGGUACACAAUAGAUGAAAAAUAAUGAAGACAGAAGUGUCUGAGUUUUUGUAGCCCGAGUACGCUUUCCCUAGGCUUGUCCCAGAGGCAGGGUGUAGGGGUGAUGGUGACAGAGUAAUUCCCAAAGGAGAGAAGCAACACUUUGCUCCCAAACUGGAUGCGAUGGCAUUCAAAAGACAUUCCCUUCUAGAGACGAUGCAGUCGGGGUUUGAAAGGCGGCGCUCGGGAUCCCCCGCGUUUGGGAGCGGGGUGCUCCGAGCCGCUUCCCGGCUCUCUGGCCCUUCGAGCAGCCGCUCCGGCCCCUUCGCUCCUCCCAGCCCCUUCCCGGAGGUUUCCCCGGGGCUCGGGAAAGCCGCUGCAGCUCUGCCGUGAUCCAACCCGCCGCUCUGGCUGCGGAGAGCUGCUGGGUGUCCCGGCCCGGGGCGUGCAGGUCUCCUUCGGAGACGGGCUUUCAGCCGCCGGGGCGAGCGGAGGAUGCUCCGCACUGAACCUUGAUGCCGCUCGCUUGGUUUGUGUAGGCGACCAAAAUUGCCCGGGGGUUUUAUUUCACUCAAGGCCUCGAUCAGUUUUGCAAAACGGGCUAAAAAUCGGGUUCUUCAGAAGGCCCUAUUUUCCGUGUUUGCUCUGUCAGUGGAAGUGUUACCUGAGAACUUGGAGAGGGGAGAAACUCCUGCGCGAGCUGUUCCCAAACCAGGAUCCGAGCGUUCCCGCAGCGGAGGAGAGCGGGGCGUGAGGUGUUGCUCAGUAAGUGCUGGCACCACGGGUCCUGCUGGGCUCUGGGACCCCGAGAGGGCCACUCUGAUGUAACCCCCCGUCGCUGCGUCCAUCUAGAAAUCACCAUCACAGACCCUGCACAGCUUAAUGGAGCUCAGGGGAGCACGAGGAGCACCCCCCCAAAACAGAAAUCCCCCAUUUUUUAGGCUAAUUUUAAAAACCGCUCUAUCUUCCAGGGAUCAUGUAGCAGCAGCGCUUUAAUCAGAGCACCAUCUCCUGGUCUUUCUGUUCCGCCCCCCCCCCCCCGCCCAGAGGAUUUUAAUGUCAUUCCACUGUAAAUGCUGUUGAAUGUAUUUCUUUUUAAACAAUAUAUUGUGAGUGAUCCCUCUUCUCCUACACGGUAAUAAAACUUGGAUUCGGGAGUUUUAA
Molecule: messenger RNA, 5607 nt
Organism: Tyto alba (common barn owl)
Lineage: Eukaryota; Metazoa; Chordata; Aves; Strigiformes; Tytonidae
Gene: OSBP2
Product: oxysterol binding protein 2
Exons: 15
Coding region: 50-2581 (843 amino acids)
Cellular component (GO): membrane; intracellular membrane-bounded organelle; cytosol
Molecular function (GO): cholesterol binding
Source: RefSeq, a predicted model, not a curated record